UCUUGGUAAUAUAUAUCACACUAGCUUGUAGUUAUAGUUUCUCUAUAAAACAGCCUUUCAAUCUGGCCUGAGGCUAGCUAAGAUCGAUUUGAAUACCUCACAGCCAUGGGAGAAAAGGGUAUAACAAUAAUGGAGCUGAAGGUUGAUCUUCAGUGCCGUCGCUGCUACAAGAAGGUGAAGAAAGUUCUAUGUAAAUUCCCUCAAAUACAUGACCAGAUCUACGACGAGAAGAAUAACACUGUGAGAAUCAAAGUCGUUUGCUGCUGUCCUGAAGAGAUUAUGCAAAAGAUACGCUGCAAGGGUGGCAAUUGCAUUAUGUGCAUUAAGAUCGUACCACCGCCCCCGCCCCCGCCCCCGCUCCCGUCACAGCGCCCGCCUCCGCCACCUAAGCCUCCUUGCGAGGUUCCUGUGCUUGUACUGGUUUGCCCACUGGUUUACGCGAUUGGUGUGUGUUGUACGGAAUGUUCUGAGGGUGUUAGUGGGGGCCCGUGCUUUCAAGGCCAUGGCCAGCCACGCCCAUGUUCUGUGGGCUAUGGGCUGCCAGUGUGUGAUAGUUAUGGUGGCGGUUGGCAUAGGGGUUGCUAUGUGAGCCGCUGUGAUUACUUUUGUGAAGAAUAUUCACCGGGAUGCACAGUCAUGUAA
Messenger RNA from Corylus avellana, 642 nucleotides. NCBI's taxonomy places the organism in Eukaryota, Viridiplantae, Streptophyta, Magnoliopsida, Fagales, Betulaceae. The record is from RefSeq and is a predicted model, not a curated record.